AUGUUACCAUGUUGGUGUGACUGUAUAUAAAUCCAAACGGGGCAAAAAGGUGCAUCCCCGUAACCGGAUUGCUUACAUCAUGUCAAAAUUCUUCUCUCUGCUCCUCCUCCUCCUCUUCACGACAACCGCCACCUGUCUCCACCAACUCUCUACCCUAAACUCCUCCUCCUCACCGGCACCAUCUCCGUCAAAUCAAUCAUCACCACCACCGGCGCCGGAGUACAUGCAACAGCAACAACUAAAGAACAUAAUCGACGCCCUAAUCGGCGCCGGAGACUUCGCCGCCUGGGCCAACAUCCUCUUCAACCCAACUUCCAACUCAUCAAACAUCCCUCCAUCCACCACCGCCACCAUGUUCGUCCCCGGCAACGACGCCCUCUCCCGCCUCUCCGCCACCGCCACCGGCGCCUACUCUUUCGACCCCUUCAUAAUCCCCUACCACGUCCUCCCCCAACGCCUCACCUUCUCGGACCUCCAACAGUUCAAAACCCGAACCCGAAUCCCCACUCUUUUGCCCUCCAAAACCAUCCUUAUUACCAGCAAUGCCCCUGACAAUUUCACCAUUGAUGAUUCCUUGAUUGUACAACCGGAUAUCUAUACUAACGCCGCUGUGUGUGUGCAUGGGGUUGCCGAUGUUCUUGAUUAUAAAGUGUAUGGUGAUGCGGGUCAGCCUCCGCCGAGUUUUGUAGCCCCGCCACCGCUGCCGCCGUUGCCGCCGGCUGAUGAGACUGAAACGGUUACUACGCUGCCGGAUGUUGUUAGUUCGAUGCGUGGUGAUUUGUUUGUUGAUUUCUUGAUUACUUUUCUUGUUGGUGUUUUGGUUGUGUGUGUGAUGAAUUGAGAUCUUGUUCAGUUUCAAGAUUGUAUUCAUUUUGAUUUCUUAGAUUUGUUAAAGCUUGUUUCGUCUUCUUGAUAA
Molecule: messenger RNA, 916 nt
Organism: Helianthus annuus (common sunflower)
Lineage: Eukaryota; Viridiplantae; Streptophyta; Magnoliopsida; Asterales; Asteraceae
Product: FAS1 domain-containing protein SELMODRAFT_448915
Exons: 1
Coding region: 80-841 (253 amino acids)
Source: RefSeq, a predicted model, not a curated record